AUGGAAGUUUCAGCAAAGAAGCGUCAAGCAGUCGAAGGCAAACUUGCCGGCAAGGUUGCACUUGUUACCGGAGCCGCUCAAGGCAUCGGGGAAGCAACAGCCAGAAUUGUCCAUCAUGUGACCAUACUAGACUGUAGUGAAAAAGACUGGGACACGGCGUGGAAUGUCAACAUAAAAAUUAUCUUUUUCUUAUGCAAACAAGCCAUACCCAAUAUGAUGGCUAAUGGCGGUGGAUCGAUCAUCAACAUGUCAUCAGUAGUUUCCAGCAUCAAAGGUGUAGCCAACCGAUACGUAUACGGUACCACUAACGCUGCAGUUAUCGGCCUCACUAAAGCCAUUGCUGUUGACUUCGUAGACAAAAACAUACGUUGCAAUGCCAUUUGCCCCCGAACAAUCGACACUCCAAGUUUACAAGAAAGGAUGAAGGCACACUCGACCUCCAAGAAGAUGGAAUAUGAGACCUUUAUUGCACGGCAGAAGAUGGGUGGUAUGGGUAAACCAGAAGAAAUAGCAUCUCUAUGCACUUUCCUUGCAUCUGAUGAAGCAGCCUUUAUUACUGGAAAAGAGUAUGUUAUCGAUGGUGGCUGGACUCUCUGA
Molecule: messenger RNA, 597 nt
Organism: Corticium candelabrum
Lineage: Eukaryota; Metazoa; Porifera; Homoscleromorpha; Homosclerophorida; Plakinidae
Product: dehydrogenase/reductase SDR family member 6-like
Exons: 7
Coding region: 1-597 (198 amino acids)
Cellular component (GO): cytoplasm
Molecular function (GO): oxidoreductase activity, acting on the CH-OH group of donors, NAD or NADP as acceptor
Source: RefSeq, a predicted model, not a curated record